Molecule: messenger RNA, 387 nt
Organism: Oppiella nova
Lineage: Eukaryota; Metazoa; Arthropoda; Arachnida; Sarcoptiformes; Oppiidae
Source: the annotation of a GenBank genome assembly
AUGUCUAUUAAUCAUAUCAGGUGGCAAGAUAUUAGUGUCGAGUGUCGGCAAGUAAUUCAUGAUCUAUUGGACGAUAACCAUACUGUCCAACAGGAAUGGCGGUUCAAAAUGAUAGACUCAUCGGCAACAUUAGGCACCGGUAUCUUAAAAGGCACGACACAUUUCUUUGGAGACUAUGACGAGUGUUUGGGUAUUGAUUUACAAACAAUUGAAACGAUACCCAUGCGACAUACUAUUGGAAAUGUGCAUUUCAAAAUAAGGGAUGAAUAUAAUUAUAUGAACGCAUCGAUCGAUUCGUCGAAACACUUAAUGAGCGCACGAUUAGAGCAAUGCGUUCACAGAAAUGAUAAUCCGAUUCAAUGGUUGCAUAUCAUCAUUGGACAAUAA